AAAAAAAAAAACUCCCCAUGCAUCGGAAUGGUAAAACGAGAAUGUGCGUGGAGGACCCUGGUACGAUGUGGAGUAGUUGAAGUUGAUGAAGAGAUUAUUGGCUAUACAACAUUUGCAUUUAAACUUAACGUAAAUUAAAGGGUAAUCAGGUCUCCAUUAGACCUGGGGCAGGUCAGAUUCACUGACUGAUGGAAAUAGAGAAGAGGAAAAGGGGGACAUCUCUUCACUCAAGCAGAAGCGCCAUGCACUGGCGGAGCAACAUUCAGUGCUUCUUUUUUUCGGAUGAAAUGUAGUUUAUCGUCGUUUGGUGGACCAUGUAGUAAGUGUUUGUGCUUGCAUGUAGUAUGAUAUUGAGUCCGAUAUGUCUAAUGUGACGCCGAGUAAAAGCGUGGAAUGGCUGCAACUCGAGUUAGAGUCCGGAGGCACUUCUCUGCUCCUGCUGGACUGCCGUUCACAUGAGCUUUAUGAAUCAUCCCACAUAGAGACCGCCAUAAACCUGGCCAUACCGGGGCUGAUGCUCCGGAGGUUCAAAAAAGGCAACAUACCUAUCCGGACUAUCAUCCCCAACCAUGAGGAUAAAGAGAAGUUCAUAAGACGGUGUAAGACGGACACGGUCGUCCUAUACGAUGAGUGCACCAUGGACUGCCAGGACAGUGGAGCUCCAGCCUCGGUUUUGGGUCUACUUCUUCAAAAACUAUGGGAAGACGGGUGUAAAGCGUUUUACCUGGAAGGUGGAUUUGUAAAGUUCCACACAGUGUACCCAGAGCACUGUGAGACCCUCAUAGACAGCUCCUGUCCCAGUUCCUCUCCUCCGCUGUCUGUCUUGGGUUUUGGAAAUCUCCGGAUCAGCUCAGAUUGUUCCGAUGGGGAAUCGGAUCGAGAGCCGAGCAGUGCCACUGAGUCUGAGGAGAGCCCCAUCCCCAGCAAUCAACCUGCCUUCCCCGUCCAGAUCCUACCCUACCUUUACCUGGGCUGCGCCAAAGACUCCACCAACCUAGACGUGCUGGGCCAGUACAACAUCAAGUACAUCCUGAACGUCACACCCAAUCUCCCCAACAUGUUUGAGCAUGACGGCCACUUCAGGUACAAACAGAUCCCCAUUUCAGACCACUGGAGUCAGAACCUGUCCCAGUUCUUCCCAGAAGCCAUAACAUUUAUAGAUGAGGCUCGGUCUAAGCAGUGUGGCAUCCUGGUCCACUGCCUUGCUGGCAUCAGUCGCUCAGUCACAGUCACCGUGGCCUACCUGAUGCAGAGACUCAACCUCUCUCUCAACGACGCUUAUGACUUUGUCAAGAGGAAGAAGUCCAACAUUUCCCCAAACUUCAACUUCAUGGGUCAGCUUCUGGACUUUGAGAGGACGCUGGGGCUGCACAGUCCUUGUGAUAACCGUUCCACCAGCGAGGAGCAGCUCUUCUUCACCACACCAACCAAUCACAACGUCUUCCAGCUGGACACACUGGAGUCCACAUGAGGAUCGAUUGGAUAGCCUUUGGGUCAUUUCCUGGUGUCUCUGAGGGUUUUCUGAGCCUGUCAGAUGCCGAACUAGCUGACACAAGCAGUAAGUCAGUUACAGUAUUUCUGCACCAAAAGGAACUACAUUGAUCUGUUAAAGGAACAGAGUCCGUAUUGUAGAGAACAUGAUCCAUUAGAUCCUGCCUGCCUUAAUUUCUAACACAAUGAUGACUUUUGCUAUCCACCAUACAUGGCAUUAAUCAGUGGUCAUGUACGACCAUAAUAGCAGGACAUUUCAUAACUUUUCUGUUAAAUCUAGAAUUGUUGUUUGACUGUUAUUUGUUAUUCACCAGCUGUAAAGCGGAUGUUAAUGUAUUUCUUUGUAUACGUUGUGAUUAUUGCCUUGGUGGUCUAAAAAAAAGUCUUUGGCCAAUCAGAAUGUUUUCUGGGGUCCAAUCCGAGAUGUUUUUGAUGGUACUCUUACUGAGGGCAAAAAGCUACUACAGUGAUCCGGCCUUGAAUUAUUGUCCAGUUUUUCUUCUGAUGACUGUCUGCAGCUCACUUGCUUAUCACAGAAAGCAUAUUUUCGUGUGCUAUCACUCAGAAUACCUUCACUAAUGUCUGGUAAGCACCAUGAUGUUAAACAGUUAUUCUUUAAAUACAAGAUUGAGUGGCCACUUUCUGUUAAAAUAUCAAAGUGAAAACAUAUUAUUCUCCAGAAAUACUCCUGUACAUUUUAUUGCUUAUAACUGCAUUAUUUGCAUGUGAUUAUGUUCUACCAAGGAUCUUGUUUUGUAACCUUUAGGUCAUAUUUCCUGUUGUUGUUGAGGCCUUGACCGUAACUUAACAUGGAAUUGAACUAUUUGUCCGUUACCGGGUCGAGGUAUACUUUAUAGGAGUGGCUUUUGCCACAAUGGAAAGGAACAAAUGUGUAAGUAAUCAGUGUAUAAAGGAAUGGAUGUUCACAUUAUUUUUUACUCCAACAGUCUUCAGUCUGCAGCUACUCCUUCGGUGGCACAGUGAUGUGUAAUUAGCUGUUCUCUAUUGCCAGUCUCGUCUCAGAACAAAUGAGUGAGUUUGAUGUAUGAGAGGGAAGGAAAGGAAAUUAAUUUGACAAAUGUGUUCUUACCUCACAGAGAGACAUUUUCAGGGAUUUUUAUACAAGUCAUCUGUAUCUCGUCAUGGCCUCUUAAAGUGCAUCCAAGGGCUGUUUCGUUUGGUAUGUUUGUAAAGAUGUACAUAAAAUGUGGUCGUUAUGGGGGACGUUUUCUUAAAAUCAUGAAGGAUGUGAAAGUGACCCUAUUUUGACCCUUAUGUAUAGUAUGUAAAGCUAAAUGUCCAAGACAUUCUAUACAAGUUUAUACAACAAAUAUAUUGUAUAUUUUUACUUGAA
Molecule: messenger RNA, 2845 nt
Organism: Sander lucioperca (pikeperch)
Lineage: Eukaryota; Metazoa; Chordata; Actinopteri; Perciformes; Percidae
Product: dual specificity protein phosphatase 7-like
Exons: 3
Coding region: 362-1471 (369 amino acids)
Biological process (GO): negative regulation of MAPK cascade; protein dephosphorylation
Cellular component (GO): cytoplasm; cytosol
Molecular function (GO): protein tyrosine/threonine phosphatase activity; MAP kinase tyrosine/serine/threonine phosphatase activity
Source: RefSeq, a predicted model, not a curated record